Triticum urartu is the source of this 1421-nucleotide messenger RNA. Lineage: Eukaryota; Viridiplantae; Streptophyta; Magnoliopsida; Poales; Poaceae. The record is from RefSeq and is a predicted model, not a curated record.
GAUGAGGAAGGCUGGGGCGUGGCCUCCCGGGCGGAUCCAUGACAUCUGCGGCUCCUGGGCAGAAAGAAGAUUGGAAGUGAGGGAGAGAAGAAGGGAGAAAGGAGGGAAGGUGUGGCGUCCUAGCCAGGAGCUCGCCAGAGCGGGGCGACGGUGGACGGGCGCAGGAGAUGGAGGGAUUUGGAGCCGGCCGGUCGAGCGACACCAACCAGGCCACAGGUGGCGUAGACUUGACCAUCAGGGGACUAUCAAAUUUUGUAAUAUUCAUAUGCUAUUAUGCUGUCAAAUUCCAUCGGUCUACAUAUUCCAUGUGCAAAGUAAAGAAAUUCAGAUGUUGCCGCUUGCAAACAAGCAAAAGCACGACCAGUCAUCUGCAGAAUUAAUCUACAUUUCAAUCAAGUCAAGACAUCACAGGUCUACAACGCCAUUUUUCAUCACAUUCAUAGCAAGCUUGCAAGUUCCUUCUAUUCACAACAGUACCUAGCACAUACACAAGUUUGUUGGCCACCGGAGUUGCUGCACUCGUGGUUGUCGGAGUCUGCCACCAUGAUCAUGCUCCACAUGAAUGUGGUCUUCUAGUCAGUGCGACGCCCAUGUGGUUGUCCUCUAGCAGAGCCACGUUGACUGACCGUGGGAGCCAGAAUCUUGGUGUGUGGCCGACGGCCGUGCUGCCUGUCGUUGUCUUGGUGUCGCUGGCUGUUAGGACACCUAUUUAUGCUUCCUUCUGGAUGAACAAGGGAGAUGGACGUGUCAGUAGAAUUUGAUCUGAUUGAUUGAUCGGUUUCUUUUGAUGGCUUUUUGUGACAUGUCUGUUAUGUUUCAGAAUCUUUUUGAAACUGAAAUUUGAAAAGAGCAUGAGUUUGACAGGAUUUUAUAUAUCCUUCAGUUGCUUACUGUAACAUGUACCUUCUGAUAGCUUGAUGUAGGUAGAAUCAUACUGACUUCCUGUAAUUUUGUCAUCACAAAAAUGUUCUAUUUGUUUGGUUUGAUGUAUCGUGAUGACCAUCAGAAACCACCUAUAUAUGUUGUUCGUACUGUUAAAUUCAGUUACCCCGAGGAAGUAAUGUGUUAUACGCCUGACACAUGUUUGAGAAUUAACUUGCUUCAAGAUCUGGUUCACCUCAAAUCUCUUUUCCAAAUAUCAAUGGGCUGCCGUUUUUGGAAAUUUUGAUCAAAACUCCAGAAAAAUGUAUGAUGUACCUUUUUUAUUUUGGACUAUCAGUAUGCAAACUCCAAAAUUGGAGUAUUAGUAUGCAAACUCCAGAAAGUUUCUGUGGUCCUGAUACACACAUCAUGAAGUUGGUAACUGUUGUGGUAUUUAUAUUCAGAUUUGACAGGAAUAGAAACUGAACCUAUUAAAUAGUUAUGUUAAGCUAGAUUGGUUAUAUAACUCUUCAUGCAUUCAUUUUCCGAAUUGUUGUUUA